GUAUGCAUUUUAAUCAUAAAUAAAUUUUGAACAGCGUAGAUCUAUGUGAGGAGCGAGGUACGCAUUGCAAUUUCUAAUUUUCUGAUAAAACUAAUAAUAUUAUCAAGAAGACAGACACACCUGUGUAAUAAGGGGGAGCAACGAUGGUGGUGCCGCUGCUUAGUGUUUUCAUUCUUCUUGCUUUUAUUCCAAAUGGAUUGUUAGCAGUUCCUUCAACCGUUCCUGCAUUCCUUUGGUCAUCACAUUAUGAACUGGCCUCUGAAUUUGGAUUGAAGGAAUCUGUAAAUUACCAAGUCAUUUCUCCUUAUGAUCUGGCAAAGUCUGUUAUAUCUGAAGCUGGCUGGUCAAAUUUUCUGUGCAAAGGAAAGAAUUUUGACAAGCCUCUGGAUCUGGCACUUUUAUUCGUUGGUAGAGAGCUACAAUCUUCAGAUUUAAGCAUGAACAAACAUUCAGACUCAGCCCUUUUAGACCUGCUCAAGAACUCUUUUGCCAGAUCCAACACUUCUGUGGCGUUUCCCUAUGUUUCUGCAUCAGAGGAUUUGCUUUUGGAGAGCACUUUGGUUUCAGGACUUUCUGAAGCCUGUGGAGAUGGUACGGAAAUUGCCAAUGUUGCUUUCCAUGGAUCUUGCUCCGUGGGUGGUACAAAUCAUGAAGAAACCACAGCUUUGCACUCAAUACAAGACUAUUUGACAAAGAGAAUGGAAGAUAGUCACAGGGGGAAAACAGAUUUGGUUGUGUUCUGUAAUGGGGGCUCUCAAGCUCUUAAAAAUGUUGACAGGGCACAAUCUGAAGGGGAAGUUUUAUCCAAGGUUAUCAGUUCCGUGGAGGAAUCUGGUGCAAAAUAUGCUGUUCUUUAUGUGUCAGAUCCCUCUAGGUCAAUCCGCUAUCCUUCCUACAGAGAUCUGCAAAGAUUUCUAGAAGAAAGUGCUGAAUCAACCAAUUCCACAGCUUGUGAUGAGGUCUGCCAGCUUAAAUCAUCUCUUUUGGAAGGAAUUUUUGUGGGUAUAGUUUUGCUAAUAAUUUUGAUAUCGGGCCUUUGCUGCAUGAUGGGAAUCGACACCCCAACAAGAUUUGAGACGCCACAAGAGUAAUGAUCCGUUUGUCGAUGCUAGAAGUUGUUGUGAUGCUUGGUCUACUGGAUUAAAAUAUUACGUCGUAUUAUUUGCGAUUUUUACGGAGGCUCUGAUAAGUGCUUUGUAGUUGAUGACUUAUCUCUGGAACUUUUCAUAUUGAAUUUUAAAAUAAUUUGUAUCAGUAUAUAAAAAUAAAACUUCAAUGUUAGGUUUAAUUUUGAUCCCG
This is a messenger RNA of Vigna umbellata (rice bean), 1299 nucleotides long. RefSeq names its product 2-C-methyl-D-erythritol 4-phosphate cytidylyltransferase. The record is from RefSeq and is a predicted model, not a curated record. NCBI's taxonomy places the organism in Eukaryota, Viridiplantae, Streptophyta, Magnoliopsida, Fabales, Fabaceae.